This is a messenger RNA of Symbiodinium natans, 1179 nucleotides long. Lineage: Eukaryota; Dinophyceae; Suessiales; Symbiodiniaceae. The record is from the annotation of a GenBank genome assembly.
AUGGCGACGUGGCGUGCGGGUGACGUCCUGACUGCUUCUCGGGCGGGGUAUGCCGGGGUCACGUCGCGGCACGCGUCUUCGGGGAGCCCUACCAGAGCUGAAAUGGCACUGAAUCAAGACAAGAGCAGGCUCCAGCUUCGGAGACAUGGGAGCCCAGGGAAAGAGAGAUCUUUCAAGUUCAGUGACUGUGCAGUCUCAGAGAACAGUCCCACCAAUGCAUACUCGCCUCGAAGCUCUGCCGUGGUGCCAGGAUUCUCGCGCGGGUCCAGCCCUCUACGUGGACUGAGGGCGGGUGAACUCAUGUCUGCAGUCAGGGAGACAGAGCGGACGGAGUGGAGCCCUCAAAGCGAAGCUGAAAGUGAUAAGAAGCAAGAUGCUACAGCUGCCAUGGCUUGGCCAUUCCAACGCGGGCGAGGCGACUCUCUGGCGCAUGCGCCAUAUCGGACGUCGCAUUUUGCAACGCGCUCGUCAAGCCCUUUCCUACGAUCUAGGCGUGGGAGCCGCUUCAGCAUGAAUUCUGGCAGCCGUGGGGACGGGCAGAGCUUGUUUGUCCUGGCAGCCACAGCGGCGGCGGCAGCAGAGGAAGAGGCUGAGGUGGAUGUCCUGCGCCUGGGUGGCGUCGGCCGCGAUGGACACACUCGCCCACUUUCGCCAAGGGUGCGCGACAGUCACUGGCUUGAUGGGCUGUCUCCACGUCUCGCCGAGCGCGGGGGCUCACGGCUCUUCCCAACCCAUCUAGCGAUGCCUAGGGACCCUAGGGACCCUAGGGAUCGACCAAGCCCUUCUUCAAGCUCCAAACCCGGUGGAGCCUUCACGUCGCCAAGGGCACGGCAGAAGCCACCAGCCAGCCAGGAGCAGGAAACGGUGACAAGCAAGAGGAAGCCGGAGCCAAAGCCUAAGGCAUCUCAAGGCACGCGGACAAAGAAGGCAGAGGUGUCGCAAAAAAGGUCCGAGAAGUCCUCGGAAGCUGUGGGAGCUGUGGAAGCCCCUCAGCUCCCAGCUUGGGCGAAGCCCAUCGAAGCAAAGGAGAGUCAGGGUAGCCGAGAUGGCCGAGCUAGCCGAGAUAGACCAGACACAAAUUCGAGCUCCAAGCUGCAAGAGGUCCAAGCGUUGAGGCAGCGCCUGGAGACAAGGCUCAAAGCAGCAGAACAAGGCUUAGAGCAAAUGCAAGGCACGUAA